Hemisphaericaspora subhashii is the source of this 1476-nucleotide messenger RNA. RefSeq names its product pantothenate kinase. The record is from RefSeq and is a predicted model, not a curated record. Gene Ontology annotation, molecular function: pantothenate kinase activity; ATP binding. Gene Ontology annotation, cellular component: nucleus; cytosol. The transcript has a single exon. Gene Ontology annotation, biological process: coenzyme A biosynthetic process. Lineage: Eukaryota; Fungi; Ascomycota; Pichiomycetes; Serinales; Debaryomycetaceae. The coding region runs from base 1 to 1476 and encodes 491 amino acids.
AUGUCCAAUCACACUCAUCACAAGCAUUCAUUCCAUCUACCAGUUCGUAGACUAAGUAUUGCUAAAGAUGAACUUAACUUUGAAGAUGUUGAUCCUGGUACUAUUAGAAUAGAUUGUUCCGGAGCUUAUAUCGCUAAUGAUGAUCUAUUAAAGGAUAAUAAUAUGAUUAGUGACGCAAACAAUACGUCUUCUUCUGCAUCUCCAUCCUCAACAACUACUAAUUCUUCCUGUUCGUCAUCUUCAGAAGAAGAAGACACUGAUAUUGAUGACGGAACAAAGGAAUCGGUUGAAAUGAAGUCUAAUAUUAGGAGCAACAACAAUAUCACGUUACAACAUUCAAAUCAAUUAGCACAUAUCAAACCACCUCAACCCACCGAUGAAGAUGUUUCAAGCAAAAACAAUAUUAAUCUUCCUCAGCACAAUUCGGAAAUAAUUCAUAUGUCUAUAGAUAUAGGAGGAACACUUACAAAGUUAGUUUAUUUCUCCAGAUCUCCAACCUCACAACUAGAAGGUGGUGGAGGUGGAAAAUUACAUUUCCGUGAUUUCCAAACAACAAAUUUCAAACAAGAAGCGUUAAAAUUUAUAAUUAAAUUAGUUCAAAAAUCCUUUGAUGAUACAGAAAAUCCACCAAUUACAUAUAUUAUGGCAACUGGUGGAGGAGCUCAUAAAUUUUAUAAUUUAAUGACUAAAAAAUUUAAAAAAUAUAAAUUACCCAUGAAAAUUAUUGCUAAAGAUGAAAUGGAAUGUUUAAUUAGAGGAUUAGAUUGGUUAAUCACUAAAAUACCUAAUGAAAUAUUCACAUAUGAUUUAAUUGAUGAUAAAAUCAAAUUCAUUUCGAAUUCAUUAACUUCAAACGAAGAAAUAUAUCCUUAUUUGUUAGUCAAUAUUGGUAGUGGUGUAAGUAUGAUCAAAGUAACUGGACCUGGACCUGAAGAUUUUCAAAGAAUUGGUGGUAGUACUCUUGGAGGUGGGACAUUAUGGGGUUUAUUAUCUCUUUUAACCGAUGCUAAAGAUUAUAGUGAAAUGUUAGAAAUGGCAGAACGAGGAAAUAAUGAGAAUAUAGAUUUAUUAGUUGGGGAUAUAUAUGGUACCAAUUAUAAUAAAAUUGGACUUAAAGCUCAUAAUAUUGCUUCUUCAUUUGCAAAAGUAUUUAAAACAUUAAGAUUCAAUAAUAAACCAAUGACACCAGCUGAAAAAUUGGCACAAUUUAGACCAGAAGAUAUUGCAAGAUCUUUAUUAUUUUCUAUAUCUAAUAAUAUUGGUCAAAUUGCCUAUUUACAAGCAUUAAGAUUUGGAUUGAAACGAGUAUAUUUUGGUGGAAGUUAUAUAUCUGGUCAUAUGCAAACUAUUCACACAUUAAGUUAUGCAGUCAAUUUCUGGUCAAAGGGUGAUAUGCAAAGUUAUUUCUUAAGGCAUGAAGGUUAUUUGGGAAGUGUGGGAGCAUUUGUAAUGGGGCCUGCAGUAAAGAAAUCAUAA